Messenger RNA from Amoebophrya sp. A25, 6049 nucleotides. NCBI's taxonomy places the organism in Eukaryota, Dinophyceae, Syndiniales, Amoebophryaceae. The record is from the annotation of a GenBank genome assembly.
CACCAUCUCUGCAUGUCCAUUGAUCCAGAGCAACAGUGUCGUGAGGUCUUAGUAGCUACGGUUGCGUUUUUUAGUAUCAAGAAUAAUGUGUUGAAUUUGAAAAACGCAAAUAGAAAAAAUGAUGAUGUCCUGGCAAGAGCACCAGACUCUUAAGAGAGCUCCAGCGAUGCUGGUGGCCGCUCUCUUCCAGGUGCUUUGUUUGCUUUCGAAUACGACUCUAGAGGUAGCAGUUGCCCGUGAUGUCCAAAUACAGAAACAAGGCACUUCCUCUUCUUCAUUUAGCUCCACUUCCAGUACGAACACCAAAACCAACAAUAUGAUCAGCACUAACGUAAAUACACACGAGAAGAGCACAAGUGCAUCAACAUUCUUCGACUGUAGUACAGGAGGAGAUAAUAUCUGUGGUCGCGGACGCUGUGACGCUUAUACGAAGCUGUGUGUCUGUUUGCAAGGCUAUGCAGGAGUCCAGUGUGACAUGUGGAUCAGCACAGAAGUUAAGGCUUACCCUAAUUCAUCCUAAGAAGCAUGAUCUUUGACCCCUCCGCCUUCAUUAAAAGGGGAAAAACUAGGACGAAAACCCUUUUUUGUUCCAGAUGAGUAUGGGUAAGAUCUAAUGAAGACAUGGAAACGCCUUCGCAUUUUAUUGGUGGCCCCAAUGUAGAAGUGCCGACACCAACGUUGGAGAAUAACGACACUGGUGGAAAAUCAGGAACGAAUACCUAUUCGUUUACUGAAGCGCCAGCUGUAGUAGGAAAUUCAGAAGAAGAGGAUGAGAAUGAUGGAGACGAAGGCUCAUCAACUUCUUCAAGCAAGAAGAAGACGAAACCGAAAAUAGUAGCAGACUAUGAGCAGCAGCUUGCUUUUGGUUUUCCUACAAGAAACAACUGUGACGGUGAUUUACCAGAGACGUUGAGAAAGGCAACGCUCAAGUCAAGCGUGACAUUCCACAACUCGACUAGUUCCAAUGGAAAUGUAGUAUCUACUACUUCUCCCCCUAUAGGAACAAUACAAGUGCCUAGCACUAGCUUAUUGCAGGAGAACCAGGUUGCUUGGAAAGGUCAUGAAGGCCUAGGACGCGGAAGACAAGAGCAUCAAGCUCUAGACUCAUCAACGCCGAGAUCUGGCGCGGGGACAGCUCCUUCGUCUUUGUUUUCUUGGUUGAGAACAACUAUGUUUGGAGAGGAAUCUUCCAGCAGUACGAAAGAACAAGAAGAAGUAGAGCAGUCGCAAACCGUCGCAGGACCAGAGGAGCCGCUAGCUGUUCACGAGAUCGGCAAUGCACGCCUGGUUUCUUCGGGAAGUAGCAGGUCUUUAGAACAUCAAGCAUCGUCAGGGGAACAGGCAACUAGUGCGAGCAGUAUCAGUAUGACCGGACGAGCAGGAAAUAAGCCAUUGGAGCAAGAACAUCAGAGGUCUCCUGUAGCGGAACAAGAGCUGAAGAAGUCCUCGUCGAGCCGAAGCAGAAGAACAGUAACUACCACAGUCCAAACUACAAGACCAAGACCUACAGUAACUUCAAUCUCAACAAAUUCCUUAGCUUUCCAACCUCAACAGGAAAUGAACAAGAAGCCGAUGUCUUCUUCCUCUUCUUCUGUGACAGAAAGCGUUCCUCUCAAGGACAAGAAGACAGCCUCGCUUCUGGAAGAGGUAGCGGAAUUAUUGGAGAGCGAGAAGAGUAGCAGUCACGCACCAAGGGCCUCUAGCACUAAAAAUGCAGUCCAGCUUCUUUCUACUUCAACGUUGAACCAGCUUCGACCGGCCAAGAAGGCUGUCGUUGUUUGUUCUGGCCACGGGAAGAAAGUAACGCUAAGGCUUCAGCUAUAGCAUCGUAGAGGUAAAAGAGCAGGCAUGCACUUCUUUGGGCGGAACUUCUUCGUCAUACGGCAUCUUUGUGAGCAGUGAAAAGGUAAGCACAAGUAGGCACGCACUAGUAUAGUCUAGCAAGGCCAAAAGGCGAGUUCAUCUUCUUUAGCUAUGAGCAAGAGCAUGUGAAAACGCCAACGCCGAAAAUCAGGCUCCUCUAAUAACCCUUGCGGAUUCAGGCGCUUCAGUGUGCCAGUGCUCAAAGGCAUGGGCUGGGAACGAGUGCGAAGUUCCUCGCUGCCUUGAAGACUGCAGCAUGAAAGGGAUGUGCGUCGCCGGUUUGUGCAUUUAUGAGGAGUAGGAGAAUGUCGUUAUGAUCGUUUGUCAUUGUGCAAGACAGAGGUUAGCCUUAUCGUUUCUCUUUCUUUGUCAUUGUACUACUUGUUGUAACUUGCUUUCUCAGGGAUAAUCAUAUAUAAUUAUCAAUUGGACGUUCUUGAGCAUUCUCGAUGCAUCUACUUAGUCGUGUCCUUGUGGUGUGUCCUACUCUUUCAUAGAGGAGGACCAUGGAAGGUAUCCCGUGACCCCAUCCGCGCCUUCUCCUCGACUUGAACCCCUAUCCUUUCUUCAUACUCCUUGCGGUCCUACUGCUUUCGGAUCGGCAUGCCAGUUCGAUAGGUGUCCGAGGGAUUGCAUGGGGAACGGAUAUUGCGUAAGCGGGAGGUGCAAUUGCAAUCCGGGAUUCGCAGGUGUGCUAGUGUUGUUACACUUUUUGACUCGAAGUUGUACUUGCAGGCGUUGAAAAUCGCACAUGAUCGCCGUCUUCGUGAUCGUGAUCGUGUCGAUGUCUGCCGGGUAUCCUUCUUAAUAAUAAUCCUGAAACUCAACUAGCAACCGAAACACUCGUAGUCGCUCUUCGCUUUUCCUACUCCCUCCGUAGCUCCACCCUUCGACAGGCACUGACUGCUCCACCAUGGUCGCAAGUGGCGAAGUGAUAGAGCUUACCUUGAAAGAAGCGCCCCCUAAGCGAUCACCUGCAGCGAACUCCCUCAUUUCGACACUGCGACGUCUCAAAGAACGAACCUGCGCAGAUAGUUGCAAUAUGAGAGGCGCCUGCCAUGAGGGGAAAUGCGAAUGCUAUCCUGGGUACUUGAUGUUGAGUAGUGCAACUUUUGAUAUGGGAGAUGCGAGUGCUAUCCUGGGUACUUACUUGAUAUGUGAACAGGUGGAAUUCGAAUGAAUGCUUUCCCUAUCCGGGGUACCACUUGAUGUUGGCGGCAACUUUUGAGUCCAUAUCCACCAGAAUGCAGCUCGUUACUGUAACCAACACACCGCUUUUAUCUAUGGUGUGAGUAUGGCGUCAUAGUAAGUGUCAUCAACAUCAUCAACCAUACGUAGUGUCAUCAUCACCCACAUGACUUCUACUAGCGGCACUAGUUUCACAUGCGCCCCCUAAUCCUACCCGUACCCAUCGUUCUUAUAAGUAAAAACAAAAUCAAAAGGUACUCCGGUGCCCUAUGUCAGCAGACCUGCCCGAAUGAGUGCAGCCAUACAGGACAUUGCGUUUCGGGUCAAUGCAUGUGUUUCGAGGGAUUCCGGGGUCAUGACUGUUCGCAGAAGACUUGCUGUAAUGGUCGAGGCAGUUGCGACCAACCCGGAGUUUGCGUUUGCGAGGAAGGGUGACAAAUGAUCUUCAUGCUGAUAUUGAUCGUUGCUAUAUAUUGAUCGCGAGCGCGACACGUUUGAGGCGGUAGGGCCGCGCGCGAACAUAAUAAUCAUAAUGAUAAUAUUAGGGCCCUUGUCGUUGUCAAUAAUCAUCAUCAUGUUCUUCAUGGCGUUCCUCUUCAUCUAGCUAAAAGACCUUUACAAAGUGAACGCCAUGCAGCUAACACAUCAGCAGCGUCCUCGUUUUCAGGUACGCCGGCGAAACAUGCGAGCACCGCGUUCUCGCCGCUCCAGUCCCCCAACUCGACGUAGCGACUUGCGAUCCAGCUUGUAGUGUUCACGGGAGCUGCAGUCCUAGUGGCCAUUGUGUUUGCAAAACAGGAUACAUCGGCGCCGACUGCGGUACAAAGGUAGAUUAAGGCUUCAGGUAGUCCAUGCAUCCUCAAAAGCAUCUUCUUGCUUGAGACCUUACCCGAAAAUAUAUGAGAAGAGCAAGCCCAGGAUGAUUUUCGAGAACGAGAUGGAUUGUGGGAAGGUCUAAGUUGAGCACGACUCGUGUCCUCAUGGGUGUAAUGCUCGUGGGUUGUGCCUCAAUGGAAUGUGCAGUUGCCACUCGGGAUGGCAAGGGAAUGCGUGCGAGUUGGCGUAUUUUUGGCCGUGUGUGUUGAGUUCAUCUUUACUCUAGUUGUUCUAUUCCAUUGAAGCACGAAAUGAAAUCGAAAAUGUCCUUGUUACUCGUUGUUCUCUACAACUAUGCUUCUUCUUAUACCGACACUCAUCCAUGCGAGAAGUGCAUGCCGAUCCCCAUCCCUCAUCUUCAACGUCAAACAGACUCCAAGCACCCGGACAGCCUCCAGCACCCUCUGCCGCUGGCGGUGCCACUCCUGCUUCCGCUUCCUCGGACACAGCUGCGGCUAUCACUGAGCUUGGUAGCGGACCCUUGUCUGACGAGGCGUCAGUAUGUGGCCCUGAAGGCAACUGCUCUGGCCAUGGAAAAUGUUAAGGCUGCCUCCGUUGAAGCAUCCUCAGGCUGAACUGAAGUAUCCUCAUUCCUCAGCUCAGCACCAUAAUUAAUCCUGGCUGUUUUUCAUUUUCGUCUACCCGUGAAAAAAAGCCAAGCAAAAUGCUCUGAGGGAAGAUGCGAACGCGGUAGCUCUAAAAAUGCGACACAGUGCAAGGACAAUGCAUCUGUGAAGUGGCAUGGACAGGCAAGGCCUGCGAUCAGCCACAGUGUCCGGGGAAAUAUGACGAUGGUCUAGGCGCAUGGAAUGCGUGCCAUGGAAAGGGACUUUGUGAAGAAGGUACUAGUGCUUACUUAGUUGGUUUUUUCCAUCUGUGCGACACUCACUUUAAGCAUAAUCAAGGUGUUAGCAGUUUAUCUAACAUGCAUCCAUCUGUAUCUCCACCUUGCUAGCCUGCGUUUCGUCACGAUCUGGAUGUACUCGUCCUGGUCGUGAAAAAUCGCUCUUCUCCAAUUGAUUCGAAUUCUCUUCCUUGAAUGCUUGUUCAUGAUAUUCUUCCCCGCUUUCCCGUCCAAUAAAACCUAACUCCUGUAAUCAAGUACUCCAUCGUUCAGGAAAGUGCCUCUGUGCCGGAGGUUGGGGUGGUUCUGAUUGCGGAACCAAAGAGUGCGCUUAUGACUGUGGCGCACACGGAAGUUGCUCCUCUGGGCAGUGCCUCUGCGAUGUAGGCUGGACCGGUCCGAAUUGCAAGGACCCGGACUGCAGAGGGGGAUGCUUAUGAGCUUGAAGAACAUCGCCACAUUUUGAAUCAUGAUUGACUUUGCCCUCUUCUUCUUCUUGGUGAAAGAAUUUGGUCAUAGUUGUCGUUGUCCGUGAGGCUCCAUCUCAUGACGAAUGCUCCUCCUCGCUCCUUCAUUCUGAAGCGGAAACGGUGAGUGCAUUUUUGCCCAGCAGGACUCACCGGGAGAGUGCCGCUGCCACGAAGGCUUCACUGGCAAAGACUGUUCGCAGCAUUCCUUUUCCUUAUGGAUCGUAUCCACUGACUCACUUUCGUGCUUAAAAAGAACAAGCUCUUGUGGAUCUUGAUGCCUUUCUCUAACAUCAAGUCGCUGUGGCUCUUCCCUUGAUUUAACAUCAGCACCGUACGCCAUCGCCGUCGCCACUUCCCUAAAUUAUAUUUCCCGCCUUCAUAUCCCUCCCAAGUUGUCGCGAAAACCUGUCCUAACGGCUGUGGUGGCAACGGUUUGUGCCUCUUCGGCCAAUGCAGUUGCUCGCCUGGAUUUACGGGCUCGGCUUGUGAAACGGCUGAGUGCGAUGACCCAUCCAAAUAAGGCUCGUGAUAAUUCCUCUUUGCUUCCGUACUAAGGGGGUCCAUACCUUCUUGAAGCAUUAUUCAGGGAAGAUACUUUUCAUCAGGAGCAAAUUACCCACCACACCGCUAAUCCAAGAUGGGACCAAACUGCGACUUGGCGAGAUGUCCUCGCGAUUGCUCAGGCCAAGGGGCGUGUAUGAACGGAGCCUGCGUUUGCUGGCCAGAUUACUCUGGGAAAACAUGCAGUAUACCAGUGGCGUGCGAAGAAAGCUGUGGAGGGGAACGUACUUUGACUUCUUCAGCUUAA